Molecule: messenger RNA, 630 nt
Organism: Trichoderma harzianum CBS 226.95
Lineage: Eukaryota; Fungi; Ascomycota; Sordariomycetes; Hypocreales; Hypocreaceae
Exons: 1
Coding region: 170-541 (123 amino acids)
Source: RefSeq, a predicted model, not a curated record
GGGUUUGCAGCAGCAACUUGUACGGAGUAGAUUGAACGGUAACAAUGCGCUGACUUGCAACUUUGCCCAAUUCUAGCUAGCCUCACAGCUGCAAUGCCGGGACUGGAGCCUCAUUCACCAGCUAGCCGCUGAAAAGUUGCAGUAGUCUCAUCAACCGCACUCCAACGAAAUGAGCGAACUGAAGCGCGUCUCUCCUAUUCUUCUCUCUACUGUGGUUACUCUUUUGCUCUCGAUAUUUUCACUUUUUGCAUUUAGCCUUUUUCUCCUCAUCGACAUCAUCGGCUCCCUCCGUCAUCCGUCAGCAGCCUCUCAGCGUGAGAGAUUUGUUUUGCCUUUUGCCUCCAGUUCCUCUACUCUAACUGCCCCGAAAAGCCGAAAUCUCACGAUGCCGCCCAUUGGGAAUUCCUUGCCCUGCAAACCCUUGGCCUUCCCCCGAAUAAAGUGGCGCCAGGUCCCGGAUCCCCGUUCAAAAGAGGUGGGCCUUUGUCGUGGGCUUCAUUUAGCCCCUGUUUCCUCUUCUUUUCCCCCCCUAUGCAUAUGACCAGCUUCUUCGUUUUUUCUUCUCUUCGCCAGCAUGACGAUGGGCUGCCCCCAGUCUCGUUAUCCCUCUUCAUCGUGAGUUUUCGCCGC